AUGACGGUCCGGUGCCCACCGGGCUGUGCCGAAGCCGGCUACCAGGUCUACGGAACACGGCUCUACAAACAGGACUCAAACAUCUGCGCGGCCGCUAUUCACUCGGGCGUCAUUGAGAACCCGAUCGGAGGAGAUGUGACUUUGCUGAAGAGACUGCCACAGAAAGCCUACAACGGCUCCACCUGUAGCGGAAUCCUCUCGAAAGUAUAUGUUAACAAAUUGGCUCCGUCUCCGUCUUACACUUUUGCUGACACGGAGCCGAGAUGCUUGGGACCUGAAUGGGAGGAGUUUGCGGACUUCUGCUACAAACGUUUUGAUGAUACAAAGAAGUGGCACGACGCUCAACACUUCUGCAGGCGUCUCGAUGCCAAUCUGGUGUCCAUUCGCUCCGAGGCUGAGCAGGAUUGGCUGCAGGACCUCUUGAAGUCUGCCCCCGGAGACACGUGGAACGGACUGAACGACCUGGUCGAUCUCGGCAGAUUCGUGUGGUCGGACCGUCGGAAGGUGACCUUCACCAACUGGGCUCCGGGAAAACCUACCGGCCUGAUGGAGAAUUGCGUGGCCACCUUGAGCCAGUCUGGCAAAUGGAAGAUGAUGUCCUGCAUGCAACUCAACGCCUACGUGUGUAAGAUGCCCACAGCGCGUUACGCGCGCGAUAUAAAAGACGCCAGUGGAAGUUGCGAGUAAUCAUAUGAAUGCAAUUGACCUUGCAUGAUCAUUCUGCUUGGUUUACCAUGCAUUUUGAUUGACUGAUUGAUUUACCAUGCAUUAAUAUGAUUGAUUAACCAUGCAUUAGUCGUCUUGUUAGAUUUACCAUGUGUUAUUAUUCUGUUGAAGUUACCAUGCAUUCUUCUUCUUCUUCUUGACUUAACAUGUGAUACUAUAAUUUACCAUGCAUUAUUAUUAUUUUGUUCAAUUUACCAUGCAUUAAUAUGAUUGAUUAACCAUGCAUUGGUCGUCUUGUUAGAUUUACCAUGUGUUAUUAUUCUGUUGAAGUUACCAUGCAUUCUUCUUCUUGACUUAACAUGUGAUAUUAUGAUUUACCAUGCAUUAUUAUUAUUUUGUUCAAUUUACCAUGCAUUCAUAUGGUUGAUUAACCAUGCAUUAGUCGUCUUGUUAGAUUUACCACGUGUUAUUAUUCUGUUUAAGUUACCAUGCAUUCUUCUUCUUCUUCUUGACUUAACAUGUGAUAUUAUGAUUUACCAUGCAAUAUUAUUAUUUUGUUCAAUUUACCAUGUUAUUAUUCUCUUAGAUUUACCAUGCAUUUUCAUAAUUGAUUUCUUAUAUUUCAUUUACUUAUUGUUAAAUUUACCAUGCAUUAUUAUUCCAUCUGUUGUUUUACCAUGUUUAAUUGACCCCCCCAAAAAACAAUAAAAUAAUAAAGACAA
Molecule: messenger RNA, 1388 nt
Organism: Syngnathus acus (greater pipefish)
Lineage: Eukaryota; Metazoa; Chordata; Actinopteri; Syngnathiformes; Syngnathidae
Product: C-type lectin mannose-binding isoform-like
Exons: 7
Coding region: 1-687 (228 amino acids)
Molecular function (GO): signaling receptor activity
Source: RefSeq, a predicted model, not a curated record